Molecule: messenger RNA, 3366 nt
Organism: Physcomitrium patens
Lineage: Eukaryota; Viridiplantae; Streptophyta; Bryopsida; Funariales; Funariaceae
Source: RefSeq, a predicted model, not a curated record
CUGAUGUGGGGAAGGGCAGAUUUGCGGUAUUGAAGGGGGUUUCGAUUUCUAGUGUUUGGUGCACGCUGAUCUCGGGAGUUUGCACGAUCGCUGACGUGGGAAUUGGUCGAUUGUUACAUGCAGUGCAGGGGGUGGAAUCGAUGGGGUUCGGGUGCAGCAGAUGGGUGUCCAAUCCUCCACUGACACUCCGAAUCUCCAACUGUAUGGUGUGAGGUGCACGGAUACGCUUAUGCGGCGCCACCUGCUUCAAGUCCUCCGUCGCGAUUUCCUGUGGCCUGUCUGUGGUAGCUUGCAACAUCAAGCCUGUACAGCUACUCUUUCUUGUCACUGCCAGUUGCAAAAGUGCAGGCUGUACCGCGAACACUGAACGGCGGCAGUCCGCGCCAGAGCUAGGGGCGAAGCUUUCAACAUCGUUCCUGAUUAACAGAGGCCAACCGUUUCCAAACUCGGAUUUUAAGAGGUACGCUUUGAUUUGAUAACAUGUUCAUUGCAUGGGUCCAAGUCCACUGCUCUCCAUUCCCCGACCAUUUGUGCUAGCAUGUCGUCUUAACGCACACAGCUUGGUUUCUUACUGCACUCAUUUCAGUCCUGAGAAAGCGUUGCGGCGAGUCGCUUGUGUCGAGAUCAAGGGACUUUUUUUUUGUUUCGCGAGUGACUACUUAAGGUCAAUUGAGGAAGAUUUGUAAGGGUGUGUGUGCCGCCUUCACGGUGGCGUGGACAUCGUGACCUAAUUCAGUGCUAUGCAAAAGGAUCCCACUGCUGCAUCUGAGCACUUUCCAUUUAGUUGAAAUGAAAAUUUAUUGCCACCAAUUGCAGUGCAACGCUGCUAUAGAUGUGCUUGCCUGGUGUGUGCGCUACGACAACAGGCCAAUCAAGUGAAAUCGACAGUGAUGCACAAGGAGCGGAUCAGUCCAUCAGAGAACCUGCAGCUUAGAAGCUCUCUUUCUGUAACUGGAGUUCCUGUCGACUCUUAGUUCAGUACGAGGCACCUAAGUAUUUACCUUGGGGCGUGCAUCAGUACAUGAAGAUUUCGAGCUAGCGUAGGAGGAGAGGCAGAAGUAGAUGCUAAGGCUUAGCCAUUCUUGAGUGCAGGUUUAUCCUUAUAGACAAGGGUUUCAAAGUGCAGAAAUGUGAAGGUACAAUUGACGACAAUGCUGCGGGGGCUUAGCGGCAGGUGGACGCGGCAAGUAGCCGUUACUACGAUGUCCACAAUCUUUUGCCUGUCAGUUCUUUCCCAGGUUUUCUACCAUUUCCCAACUUCGUUGUUCGCUCGCGAUGCGAAUCAGACACCGUCCUUAAAUGUUAACGAGUUUCAACUGGGUCAAGAGGGCCGCACUAGCACACAACACAUCCAACCCACAAGACGUGCGCUUUUGCACGCUGAACACCACUCUAUUGAGAGUCAUAGCCAUGGCGUUAAAUUGGAGCUGCAGAGGAUCGAAUCACCUUGUGGGCUUCAAAAGUUUCGGGAUGAUGGGUUCAGAGAUCAUCAGAGACUCCGAUGCGCUGUCCAUAGAAGCUUGUUUAGGGCUCAAGAAGUUAGGAAGAAACCCCGCAUUCAUGACAACACAGGGUCCAAGGCUGGUGGCAGCCCAACUGGGAGCACAACUGCAGUAGGGUUUACAGCUCCCGUGGCCGCGGCGAGGGGUGAGUACUUAGCUACAGUGAGAUUGGGAACUCCCGAGCGUGUCUUCUCCGUUAUCGUCGACACAGGCAGCGACCUGACAUGGGUUCAGUGCUCUCCGUGCGGGAAAUGUUAUUCGCAGAAUGACGCGUUGUUUCUUCCCAACACGUCGACAUCCUUCACCAAGCUGGCCUGCGGCAGUGCACUGUGCAACGGCCUGCCGUUUCCCAUGUGUAACCAGACGACUUGCGUCUACUGGUAUUCUUACGGAGACGGAUCACUCACAACCGGGGACUUCGUAUAUGACACCAUCACCAUGGACGGCAUCAACGGACAGAAGCAACAGGUUCCGAAUUUUGCAUUCGGUUGCGGACAUGACAACGAGGGGUCGUUCGCAGGUGCAGAUGGAAUCUUGGGCUUGGGUCAAGGUCCCUUGUCAUUCCAUUCGCAGCUGAAAUCGGUUUACAAUGGGAAAUUUUCGUACUGCCUAGUGGAUUGGUUAGCCCCACCGACACAAACCAGCCCGCUGCUCUUCGGCGACGCUGCCGUGCCCAUCCUCCCUGACGUCAAGUACCUCCCUAUCCUCGCAAACCCCAAGGUCCCUACAUAUUACUACGUAAAGCUGAACGGGAUCAGCGUGGGUGACAAUCUGCUCAAUAUUUCCUCUACCGUCUUCGACAUUGACAGCGUCGGUGGGGCCGGGACCAUCUUCGAUUCCGGCACAACGGUGACACAGUUGGCUGAGGCAGCGUAUAAGGAGGUUCUAGCAGCCAUGAAUGCAUCCACAAUGGCCUACUCGCGCAAGAUAGAUGACAUUUCACGGCUCGAUCUCUGCCUUUCGGGAUUCCCGAAGGACCAGCUCCCUACUGUCCCGGCUAUGACGUUCCACUUCGAAGGGGGCGACAUGGUGCUGCCUCCUUCCAACUACUUCAUCUACCUUGAGAGCAGCCAGUCCUAUUGCUUCGCCAUGACUUCUUCCCCGGAUGUGAACAUCAUCGGCAGUGUACAGCAACAAAACUUCCAAGUCUACUACGACACAGCUGGCCGCAAACUGGGCUUCGUCCCCAAAGACUGUGUUGGCCGGCGGUGAAGCACCACAUCACUGACAUUUUUCGGGAAUCUAUCAAAUGAAGGUUCCAUCUCCAUAAAUAUUUUUUAGCUCUACAGUUGCAGUGCCUUGAUCGACACUCCCUUUGAUUCGCCACAUAACUUAUGUACUAGAACAACAUCCAACUAGUUUUUCCCUGUAUGGAAUCCAUUUACGUUCAACCUGGCUCAACCUUGAAGAUUAUCGACACACAAGCAAGUCGUUUUCUCAUUCAACAAACUCGACUUCGGCAAAUUACGUUAAAUAACUUUCGGUACAUACUUCUUCGUUUCUACACAAGAUAAGACUACACUUCAUAGAUGACUGAACUCUAUGCCUACCGCUCUUGUCAACCGUGUAAGGAUUCUUUGGGAUGUUCUGAUCUGAAAUGAUCUGUGUUAGAAUGCAAUAAGCACCAACUUGCAUCCUCCGGUAGUCUUCGCUAAAAUCUUGCACAUUGAACGCUAUGCAAAUCUGAACAUGUGCGUUGCCUUCGUUUUAAUUAGCAGACAUUUACGGAGGACAAAGAUGAAUAGAUGACCUAUGUCACUCACGUAAUUGUCUUGAAAAAUGACACUUAAAUGUCAUGAUCAUAGAUUUGUAUAAGUUGUAGAAUGAGACAUAUUAAAUAAAAUAUCUGAUAUUGUUGUGUAGA